AUGCCGAAGCGGGAGCGGCUGGCGGGGGAGCCCGCGGAGGCGGAGGGCAAGCAGCGGAAGCUGGAGAGCAGCAGCAGCAGCAGCAGCAGCAGCAGCAGCAGCGGGGAGUCGGUGCUGCAGCCGUACAUGGGGGAGCUGGAGGAGAUUCAGGAGGCGCUGCAGCAGCUGGAAGAGGAGUGCGCGCAGCAGCAAAUGGCAGUGCAGCGGGAGUUCGACUUGGCGAAGAAACCCCUCUUCGAGAAGCGGCAGCAAACCCUAGAAAAGGUUCCAGGGUUUUGGUUUGCUGCUCUCAAAAACCACCCCGCCUUCGCGCUAAUUGCUGCUGCUGACGCGCCGCUGCUGCAGCACCUGAAGGCGCUGUUUCUCGACGACAACUUGGACGCCGCUGGCUCCUACAGAAUCAAAUUC
Eimeria tenella is the source of this 408-nucleotide messenger RNA. RefSeq names its product nucleosome assembly domain-containing protein, putative. Gene Ontology annotation, cellular component: nucleus; chromatin. The annotation marks the transcript as partial. The record is from RefSeq and is a predicted model, not a curated record. The transcript has a single exon. Lineage: Eukaryota; Apicomplexa; Conoidasida; Eucoccidiorida; Eimeriidae. Gene Ontology annotation, molecular function: histone binding; chromatin binding. Gene Ontology annotation, biological process: protein tetramerization; nucleosome assembly.